AAAUUUCAGAAGGCAGGGUCGGCAGUUGGUUUACUACUCAGAGAAGAAGACCCGUUGUUGUGGAGAGCAAGAAAGGCUCAAGAAAUUCGAGCAACGUUUAACGUACAAACCCCACUUUUUGAGGGUCGUUUUUCUCCAACUUAUUUUUUCCGUUUUCUUUAGCUAACAUGGCUUGUGGAGCAACGUUAAAGCGGUCGAUGGAGUUUGAGGCCCUCCUCAGUCCCCAGUCUCCCAAGCGGAGAAGGUGCAAUCCACUACCGGGGACUCCUGGUGCUCCGUCCCCGCAAAGAUGCAACCUCCGUCCGCCGGUCGACAGCCCAACACAUUCGAUGUCUCCUCCGGCCAUAGGAGGCGAACACAGGCUCACUCCAGAGCAGAUCUUCCAGAACCUCCGUCAGGAGUACAGCCGGAUCCAGAGGCGGCGGCAGCUGGAAGGGGCCUUCAACCAGACUGAGGCCUGCAGCUCCAGUGAUGCCUCCAGCCCCAGUUCCUCCCUCAACGCUCCCAGCUCCCCACCAGGUGCCUCAAGGAAGGACCAGCCCUCGUUUACACUGAAGCAGGUGAGCUACCUGUGUGAGCGGCUGCUUAAAGACCACGAGGAGAAGAUCCGGGAGGAGUACGAACAGAUCCUUAACACAAAACUCGCAGAACAAUAUGAAUCUUUUGUGAAAUUCACACAAGACCAGAUCAUGCGAAGAUACGGGGCCCGACCUGCUAGUUAUGUCUCUUGAACUCCCCAUGAUGAGAUCCCAGCUUCCUCUCACGAGACAGCUGCUCUUCUACUGCCCUCCCUUCCACUUGAUUUUCAUUUUAUUUCCCUAUCCCCCUCCCCCCACCCACCUCCCUCCCCCAUCUCAAACUGUUUGGGUGCCAUGGUUUAUCCUAUUUUUAAUCAAAAUGUUGAUUUCUUACUUUCAAACUAUUGCUGCUGGCCAAAAGUUAGAAGAAUCUGAAAGAUAAACUAUGUAUGAAGCCCACCCUUUUUUUUCCUUUUUUUAACUUUUUUUUUUUUUUUUUUUUUUUUUUUUUUUUUCAUAUGCUCUUUCUGGAAAUCCGGACUAAAGCAAAUCUGUGUCAAAUCUCUUGCCGGCGCUGUAGAAAAAAGCUUAUUGGCUCAUGUGAUCAUUCUGUAUAACCUUCAGCAGCUGUAUUUAAUGGCUCUUGCUUCUCACGUUGUCCCCCUUUUCUUGCGCCCCCCCCCCCUUCAACUGUUUACCUGAGAAAGUGGAUUUUUCUCCCUUUUGAAAAAAAUAAAAGUUCUGUGA
This is a messenger RNA of Perca flavescens (yellow perch), 1265 nucleotides long. RefSeq names its product akirin 1 (gene akirin1). Gene Ontology annotation, cellular component: chromatin; nucleus. Gene Ontology annotation, biological process: myoblast migration involved in skeletal muscle regeneration; positive regulation of myoblast differentiation; positive regulation of macrophage chemotaxis. The record is from RefSeq and is a predicted model, not a curated record. Bases 168 to 731 code for a protein of 187 amino acids. Gene Ontology annotation, molecular function: transcription coregulator activity. NCBI's taxonomy places the organism in Eukaryota, Metazoa, Chordata, Actinopteri, Perciformes, Percidae. The transcript has 5 exons.